Messenger RNA from Nothoprocta perdicaria, 5005 nucleotides. RefSeq names its product DNA topoisomerase II binding protein 1 (gene TOPBP1). The record is from RefSeq and is a predicted model, not a curated record. The coding region runs from base 26 to 4597 and encodes 1523 amino acids. Lineage: Eukaryota; Metazoa; Chordata; Aves; Tinamiformes; Tinamidae. Gene Ontology annotation, biological process: mitotic DNA replication checkpoint signaling; DNA replication initiation; mitotic G2 DNA damage checkpoint signaling. The transcript is spliced from 28 exons.
CCGCCCGGGCGGGCCGGGCUGGAGGAUGAAGGGCAGCAAGGAGCCCUUUCUUGUGAAGUUCGUAAAGGCUUCUGGAAGCUCCGAGUAUUUCUGCAAAGCCCUCGAGUCUAUAAAAGAAUUUCAGUCAGAAGAACAUCUGCAGAUCCUCGAGGAAGAAACAGCGCUCGGUAUAAAAGAAAAUGAUAAGUCCCUUUACAUCUGUGAUCCUUUUAAAGGCAGUGUUUUUAAUCAUCUCAAAAAGCUCGGCUGCAGAAUCGUUGGGCCGCAGGCCGUGCUGUACUGCAUGCAGUCGCAGCGGUGUGUGCCGAGAGCGGAGUAUCCUGUGUUCAACAUGACCAUGGCAGAUGUCACCGUGUCCUGCACCAGCCUCGAGAAGGACGUCAGGGAAGAAGUUCAUAAAUACGUGCAGAUGAUGGGUGGCCGUGUGUACAGAGACCUCAACAUAUCAGUAACUCACCUUAUAGCUGGAGAAGUUGGUAGUAAGAAAUACUUAGUAGCUGCUUCUCUAAAAAAACCUAUUUUGCUGCCUUCCUGGGUUAAGACACUGUGGGAAAAGUCUCAACAAAGCAUAAUUAGAUAUACUGACAUUAACAUGGAAGACUACGCCUGCCCCGUGUUCCUUGGCUGUACGAUUUGUGUAACUGGCCUGAGCAGUUCAGACAGGAAAGAAGUCCAGCGCCUCACUGUUGAACACGGUGGCCAGUAUACUGGGCAGCUCAAGAUGAAUGAAUGUACCCACCUCAUCGUGCAAGAGCCCAAAGGUCAGAAGUAUGAAUGUGCCAAGAAGUGGAAUGUGCACUGUGUUUCUGUGCAGUGGUUUUCUGACAGUAUUGAGAAGGGCUUCUCUCAGGAUGAGACAAUGUACAAAGUCGAGGCUGGAUCAAAACUAAGUAGUACACCCAGUACAUCAACACCCACAAACAAUACCAGCAAGCCCGACAAUCAUGCUCUUUCGGACGUCAGCCACAUUUCCAAUAUCAAUUUGAGUGGUGUUAAUGAAACUGCAUGUAGCUCUGCUAUGAGCAGCAGGCUGGAUCCUUCUCCUGAUGAGCUGGGAAACUUGGAUAUAAGUUCUUUUCAAGCCCCUGAAGAUUUACUAGAUGGGUGUCGAAUCUAUCUGUGUGGCUUCAGUGGCAGGAAGUUAGAUAAGAUGAGACGGCUCGUUAACUGUGGUGGUGGUGUUCGAUUUAAUCAGCUCAAUGAAGAUGUCACCCAUGUUAUUUUAGGGGAACAUAACGAUGACCUGAARCACUUCUUGGACAAGACAACUCACAGGCCUCACAUAGUGACAGCAAAAUGGUUGCUGGAUACGUUCAGUAAAGGCUUUCUACUUCCAGUCGAGCAAUACAUUCCUCUAAAUUACCAGCUGAUAGAAAAUCCAAUUUUGGAGCAACCUGGAGUAAAGCCAGUUCUUCCCAAAAAUAACACUCUCUUGAAGAAAGAAGCUACAGACAUAAAGCAGCACCAGAAAGCUGAUGAAGAUGACUUCCUCUCUCAAUAUGUAAAUAAUGAUUCCACGUUAGUUGAAGCUGAAAAAGUAACAUCUGGUAACUUCAGCAAUGUUACUCACUUGAGUGUUCAAGAGGARAAUCAGUCUUCUGUGUGUAAUGGCUCCUUGGCAGAGGCAUCUGCAGUGGCUGAAGAUCACCUAUUUGUCAGAAAGAGAUUYCUUCUCUUGGGUUUUGGUGAAGAGGAGGAGUCCUGCAUUGCAGAUCUCAUAAAGGAGAACGCUGGCAAAGUUGUGCAGCCACAGAGCAGAACUGUUGCAGACUACGCUGUGGUGCCCUUGUUGGGGUGCACUGUGAAGCCAACUGUGGGAGAUGUUGUCACUAAUACAUGGCUGAUAACGUGCGUGGAACAGCAGCUCCUUUUAGAUCCCCAGUCCAGUCCACUGUUCACACCAGUCCCAGUAAUGGAAGGAGCCACCCCUCUGGAAGGCUGUGUUCUUUCUUUCAGCCAGUUCACUGGUGCAGAGAGAGACUCCCUGGUUUAUUUGGCAGGAUUGCUAGGAGCGAGAGUACAAGAAUUCUUCGUGCGAAGAGCGAAUGCAAAAAAAGGAAUGUUUGCCAGCACCCAUCUGGUGGUGAAGGAGCCGGAUGGUUCCAAGUAUGAAGCUGCAAAGAAGUGGGGUUUGCCAGCAGUCACCAUAGCUUGGCUUUUGCAGUCUGCAAGGACUGGAAAGAGGGCAGAUGAAAGCAAGUUUUUGGUUGAUAAAGCAGAUGCUGAAGAYGGGGAGAGCUUUGUUGCUCCACUCAGCAAGACACCGGCAACUGUUAGAUCUUCUGAUUCUCCAGAACAACCUACCUAUCUGCUUGAAGCUGGAAAAAAGCCACCCGUGACCCCUCUUGAUAUGAACAGGUUCCAGAGCAAAGCUUUCCAAACUGUCAUCUCCCAUCACAUUGAGAAGAAGACAACCCCUUUUGCGGAAGGGGCACUGCCACAGAAAGAACCAUCCUUACACCUUGAUACACCAUCCAAAUUUCUUUCCAAGGACAAGUUGUUCAAGCCUUCCUUUGAUGUAAAGGAUGCUCUGGCAGCUUUGGAGACUCCGGGAAAUCUCUGUCAGAAGUCCAGGAAGUUGAGUACUCCCCUGUCUGAAGUCAUUGGCCGAAACUUGAAAUUGGCCCUGGCAAACAGCACGCGGCCCACGGCAGCUCUCACUAGCAGCCCUCAGUUGAAGUCUGCACAACCAGAAGCGCUUGAACAAGAAGACCCCAAGCCUUUGGCUGAUGUUGUUAUAUGUGUUAGUAAAAAGCUUAGUAAGAGGCAGAGUGAACUGAAUGCAGUAGCAGCUUCUCUUGGGGCAGACUACAGAUGGUGCUUUGAUGAAACAGUAACACACUUCAUAUACAAGGGAGGACAAAAUGACAACAACAAGGAAUAUAGAUCUGUUAAAGAGAGGGGUAUACACAUUGUUUCGGAACACUGGCUUUUGGAGAGUGCCCAGGAAUAUAAACGGCUUCCUGAAUCUCUCUUUCCUCACACUUACAAUCCCAAAAUGAGCCUGGACAUCAGUGCAGUGCACGAGGCCAGGUUCUCCUCUCCUGGUAGACUUCCAUCCACUGGAAAAAACGCCGAGGAAGAUGAGAUCAUUCCAGUGGAUGAAGAUGAUGCUGAAGAUGAUGUAACUACUGACCAAAUAAAGGAAGUAGUCCCUACAGGGGGAGAACAAGUUGUAGCAAGUGAAGCCAAAGGAGUGUUAACCCAGACCCUAGAAAUGAGAGAGAAUUUCCAAAGGCAGCUUCAGGAGAUCAUGUCUGCCACAUCAAUAGUAAAACCCCAAGGACCAAGAGGCUCCCUCUCCAGGAACAGCUUUGACGGCUCUCCGACCACCCCUGACGGCCCCCGCUCUGUGCGAAACGGCCGCAGCAGGGUCUUGGAAGCUCUGAGGCAAUCCCGGCAGGCACUGACAGAUCUAAACACAGAGCCAUCGCAGAGCGAGCAGAUCAUCUGGGACGAUCCUACUGCAAGGGAGGAGAGAGCAAGACUCGUCAGCAACUUCCAGUGGCCUAACAGCCCUUCCCAGUACACUGAGCAAGUUCCAAGUAAUGUCAGUAAGAACAUGGAUGAGCCUGCCUUCAGAUCCUUGGCUGAUUCAGAGCUUGCUGCUCUAGAUGGUCCUGAGGCUGGGGAUGGAGAUGUGACUGCAGAUCCAAAGAAUCCUGUAUGUAGAGAUCCUGAAACACCCCGUAAAGAAGACAAGCUGAUUCCCACUCCCCAGGCCCCCAGCAUUGCUUUCCCUCUGGCUAACCCUCCUGUGGCACCACAGCCCAAAGAGAAGACUGUUGCAGAAGAUGAGAAGGCUGAUGAAGAACCAGAAAAACAGCGGAAAUUUCAGCUGUCCUCUCUUAAUCCUCAAGAACGAUUUGAUUACUGCCAUCUGAUUGAGGAAUUAGGUGGAAUAGUGCUGGAGAAGCAGUGCUUCGAUCCCAGCUGCACACACAUCGUUGUGGGGCAUCCGCUGCGAAAUGAAAAAUUCCUGGCCUCCAUGGCAGCUGGGAAGUGGGUGCUGCAUCGUUCCUACCUGGAGGCGUGUAGAGGAGCUGGCUACUUUGUCCAGGAAGAAGAUUAUGAGUGGGGAAGUGAUUCCAUACUGAAUGUUUUGUCUGGAAUCAAUGUAAACCAGAAGAAACUAGCACUUGCGGCCAUGAGGUGGAGGAAAAAAAUCCACAAAGGAAGGCAAGAAACUGGUGUUGUUGAGGGGGCCUUCAGCGGCUGGAAGGUGAUCCUGAAUGUCGAUCAAACCAAGGAAGCUGGAUUCAGGCGCCUUCUUCAGUCCGGAGGAGCAAAAGUGUUUUCUGGUCAUUCUGGGGCUCUCUUUAAAGAAGCUACCCACCUCUUUGCUGACUUCAGCAAGCUGAAGCCGGAGGACAGCAGGGUUAAYGUGGCCGAGGCAGCCGCGCAGGGGGUCAGCUGCCUGAAGCCCGAGUACAUCGCUGACUACCUCAUCCAGGAGCCACCUCCUCCGAUGGAAUCUUACUGCUUGCCAGAAGCUGAGUCUAACCUUCAGAAUAACAAAGAACUUGGAACUGGAUUAUCCCAGAAAAGAAAAGCAACGGGAGAAAGGAGCAGAGCCAAACGAUCCAGAAUACACUGAGAAAAUUCCCUGUUUUUAAUUAGUUCAUUUUUUAAAUUCAUAUUUAUAUAUUUUUUUCAUUCUCACUACAAUUAAAAGCUUUGAGUAUCACUUUUAAUUUGCCUCGAGAUUACAAUAAGUUUCCCAUAACACUGAUAGGAACUCUUGCUUUGGGCAGUGGCCGUUUCUAAAAACGUGAGUUUUGGUAAAGCACUCGUCAGAAAAAAAAGGAAAAAAAAACACGUGGCCUCCAUAAUGUUCUGAUCACCGGCACUUUUUACUGACUUGUCUGGGGACACCAUCCUAUGAUAAUGGGUAAGAUAUGAGAUGUUUAACACAUCUUCCAGCUCUGUGCUGCAGCGUAUGUAUAAUGAGGGAGUUGAGAAUCCUUUUGCAUUUGCUACAAAAUAAGACAUAGAUCUUUGGGCA